UCCAACCCAGCAUCAUCUUCAUCAGCUUCUUCAUCAGCUUCACGCCAGUGCGGUGGACACGCCGGUGUUGGCAGCAAAGCAAAGUUGGACUAAAUAAGACACGAUGAGUCUCACCGGAGAGCUGAAGAUAAGUUUUAAAUCCGCCUUAUUGUUGUUGUUUUUUUUAAAUGAGCGCCAUUCCGGACUCGCUUGCCAUGGCGUCAUGCAAUGUUUGAAUGUUUGGUGCUAGAGAAGGACUCAAACCGAGUAAACGGAAAGACGAUGGAAGCAGCGUGUUGGAAAUGAACUUUGGGCGUUGUCCGCAGUUAAAUUCAUCUGAGGGAUAAGUUCCUAAACCGGGGUUUCCAAAAAAGCGUCGUCUUCUGGCGGAGAUUUGAACUAAAGUAGUCGUCUCGUGCCAUUUCACCAUAACGACUUCCGUUUGAUUUUGGCUGAAGGUUAAAAACCACGUGCUAGCUUCAAGGUAAUGCUACAUUUCCACACACGGGAUGUCAAAAGUCACGGUUGACAAGAGUGGUUAAAGGUCGGCAUGGGUUCCAGAGGUCAAAGGUUAGAUGUAGCUGGUCUUAAUCUCAGAAUGAAGCCGAGCAGAUGUACAGUGCCUAUGCUUAUGCAUGUGCUGUGAAUACCCGCUUAUCAAGUGGAGAUUUGAACGUGGGGCUUGCACGCUAGGCAGGACUCGACGGACUCUAACCUCCCAGCAAGGAUGAAAAGGAUGAUGGCGGCCUGGGCCUGAACUUGGUGCAUCCCAGGAUGAGCCAGGGCCCAGACAUGGUUCUGGAGUGGCUCUCCAAGCUCCACCUGGUCCAGUACGUGGAGGCGUUUCUUGACAACGGCUAUGACGAUUUAGAAGUCUGCAAGCGGAUCGGAGAACCCGACCUGGACGCCAUCGGGGUCCGAGUCCAGUACCACAGACACCGGCUCCUGUCCGCCGUGGGGCAGCUGAAGGACGCGGACCAGAGGAAAGCGCCGGGUUUCUACUUCACCCUGGAGCCUCCGCAGGCCCCGUGUACGGGGGUGGACCUCCUCGGGACCUUCAGGUCAGGAGGGAGGGGGCCCCACCAGCCGUCCUGUCCCGGAAACCACGACCCGAGAUUCACGGACUGUAACGAGUUUGUGACCUACCCCAAACUGAAGCUGAAGGUCCUCAUCAGGGAUAAACUAGCAAAGGAUGGAAUCGACCUCCGAGAAGCACCGUACACCCGCAAGGAUGGCUCCGUGGGGAACCUUGAUGAGCUGGCCCAGGAGUAUUCUCUCUACUACACCACCUCCCUCGCCGACGUGUGUGAAAGGAUGGAAGAGCUGCGUAGACGGCGAGUAGGGCAGGAGGUUGGCCGGAUGCUUGACAUGGCCGCCACAUCGGUGCAGCUACGCUCUGAGGUCCAGGAAUCUCUUGGACUCUGUAGCACCACGUCGACUCCAGAGGCGGAGAGGAAGUUUCCCAUGCUCAAGUCAAGCUCUGAUGAUGGCUCGGGGGGAAAAUGGGACAACAAGAGGAAGAGCAAGUCUUUAUGGCAGACCUUCCGGAAGUCCCAGAAAGGAGCCGUGCGACACACGUCAAAGGGCGAUGACGUCGGCUUUGUGGCCAGCCGGAUCACCAUGGGCGAUGAAGAGCGAAUCCAGCUGAUGAUGAUGGUGAAGGACAACAUGAUCUCCAUCGAGGAAGCCCUGGCGAGGCUGAAGGAGUACGAGACGCUCCGAAACAGGCAGACACGCACGUUGGAAUCCGCCGAGUGCACGGACGCCUCGCCCACUGCAGCCAGCGAGCCGGCACACUGUAACCUAAGCGACCUGUCAGACUCGGAGCAGGAAGAAUGGCUGACCUUCAGGAGACUCCAUAAGCUGGUCAGCUCCACCCGGAAGGUCAAGAAGAAGCUGAUCAGGAUCGAUGAGGCCAGGAGGAGCGGCGCUGAAGAGAAUCAAAGCGGAGAUGCGGACGCGUGGAAGAAGCCGUCUCAUUGUCCCGUGGACUCGCUGACCUUGGCCCUCCAAGACCACCUGAGCUGCGACACGGGGGGCCAGGCCACGCCUCGCUCCUCCGGUAGCCACCAGGCCUUGGAGGGCAGCCCCCUUCCUCAUGGUGGUCAGGAGACCACCCCCGAGGCGGGACAAGCCAGCCACGCCGCCGCUUCGUCCUGUUGUGACCAUCACGCUCACGAUGGCGAGGAGCCCGCCGUCGCUCGUUCACGGACGGAUGGCGAACUCCGCCGCCGUCUUCUCAGCCCGCUCGGCCACCACGGGAGAGCAUGCAGCUUCGGAGGGUUUGACCUCACCAGCCGUGCAUCACACGGCUCCUCACACGGCUCCUCACACGGCUCCUCACACGGCUCCUCACACGGCGCCAACGAUGGAGACGACGUGAAGGACGCAGCGAGGUCCCCGAGGGUUCCCCGCGUCACCCUGGGGAGGAAGGUGAAGUCUGUGAGGGAGACCAUGAGGAAGCACCUCACCAGGAGGUAUCAGGCGGCUCUCUCGGAGCAGUCCAGUCCGGACGGAACGUUCAGCUGCCCUCACUCGCCCCAGAUGGACUCUUUGGAGAAACCCAACCUGAAGGCCGCCGGAUCUGUGGAAAGCCUGAGGAGCUCCCUCAGCGGCCAGAGCUCCAUGAGCGGUCGGACGGUGGGGACCACGGACUCGUGCAGCAGCAAUCGAGAGAGCGUCAAGUCCGAGGACGGCGAGGAGGAGGAGGUGCCUUACUGCGGACCUUUUUGCGGUCGCGCCCUGGUCCACACCGACUUCACGCCCAGUCCGUACGACUCCGACUCCCUCAAGCUCAAGAGCGGCGAUGUCAUCGACGUCAUCAGCAAGCCGCCAAUGGGCACGUGGAUGGGCAUGCUCAAGGGCAAAGUGGGCACCUUCAAGUUCAUCUACGUGGACGUCAUCAACCCAGACCAACCCAAGCCCAAGAAGACGCGGCGCCGCAGGAAGGCCCGACAGCCCAAGCCCACGUCGGUGGAGGAGCUCCUGGAGCGCAUCAACCUCAAAGAGCACCUCCCCACCUUCCUGUUCAACGGCUACGACGACCUGGACACCUUCAAGCUGCUGGAGGAGGAGGACCUGGACGAGCUGAACAUCAGGGACGCCCAACACCGGGCUGUGCUCCUCACCGCCGUGGAGCUGCUGCAGGAGUACGACGUAACAGUAUGCCCCCUGCUGGCGGCGCUGUGCCCUGCAGGCAGCAGUGACCCGGAGCGAAGCGGGCAGACCGGCGGCCUCUCCGAGGCGACGCCUCUGCUGGGCGUGCGCGACCUGGCGGGAGACUCCCCGCGCGACUCUGGAUGCUACGAGAGCAGCGACAACCCGGACAACGCCAACGACAGCUUGACUCGCCUGUGAACUCUUCCUCCUCCGGGAAGAUACGCUUUUUUUUUUUUGUUGGUGUCCAUAAACAUGACACGCACAUGCGUCGUUUAACCGAAUAGACGCCCAUAUCCUUGCCGCAAAUAGAUUGCAGUCCUGUGGAAUUAAGGCGGGGUUCUACUGAAUGCUCACACAUACGAAGUGAGAUGUGCGGUGCGUUUUUUUUUUGUUUUUUUUUUAUUUCCCGUGAGUGCUUGGUUUGGAAGAAAAGCUCCGGUGAAUUUUACAAAGCUCAGUACGCAUACAGUUUUUGUAUAUACUGUAUACUUUGUUUUUAUCAGGUUAAACUUUGACCUUUUUUUUAUCAUGUGCCUGGAAAAAGUGCAGGAAGCAGACUUUGAUGAUAUGAGGCGGAGGUUUGUGUUCGCACGACCGUCAUGUGAUGAGGAAGUGGGCUGGCGUCAUGGCUGCUGAGUGUGAAGUAUUUAAAAAAAAAAAAAAAAGAGUUUUACCAAACUUGCUUCUUUCAUCAAUUUCUUUUAUUAUUGAACAUGCAUCAGAUUCCAAUUGAGUACAUCCCAUAAUCGGUUCCCAGUUCCACAUGUCCAAAAGGAGUAGGAAGAAGCAAAGCUUAUUAAAUCCUACCCCUCCAUCUGGUACUUUUACAAUCACUAACUCUUACAUUUGUUCACUUCCUGCUUUCCUAAUAUAGUUUGCGUUUUUUUUAUUUAUUUUGUAAUAAGUUGUAAUUUUGGGGGAAAAUGAGGUUGUCAGUUAUGAGAAUAA
Molecule: messenger RNA, 4086 nt
Organism: Doryrhamphus excisus (bluestripe pipefish)
Lineage: Eukaryota; Metazoa; Chordata; Actinopteri; Syngnathiformes; Syngnathidae
Source: RefSeq, a predicted model, not a curated record